AUGCCCACCAAACAGCUCCAGGGGGCCAGUUCCCAUCGUUCUGUUAAAGGAGCAUCGAGGAACAAUCUCAAGCCAGCUCCAAAACAAUUCUUCAUUCCAUUGAACGUCGUCUUCUACCUCUGCCUCCUUUCAAAUACGCUUGCGGCCUCCCUUGCGCCCAUACAAGACUGCGACGAAGUCUUCAAUUACUGGGAACCCACACAUUACUUGGUCCAUGGAUAUGGCCUCCAGACAUGGGAGUACUCCCCUGAGUUCUCAAUUCGUAGCUGGCUCUACAUAUCUUUCCAUGCUGGCAUUGCCAAGAUAUCUACCUUCUUUGUGCGAUCGAAAGGCGCGCAGUUCUAUUUUGUGAGAAUGGCACUUGCGCUGAUGUGCACGGCUUGCGAAACCAGGUUAUAUUCGACUAUCUCAAAAACGUUGAAUCCUCGGAUAGGGGUCAUAUUUGUUGUGAUUAUGGCCUUCAGCCCUGGAAUGUUCCAUGCCUCUGCAGCUAUGCUGCCAUCGAGCUUUACCAUGUACACUUCAAUGCUUGGUGUCUCUGCGUUCCUGAACUCGAGCGGCGGGAAUAAAAUAGGCCGUGGUAUUUCGUGGUUUGGUAUCGGAUCUAUACUCGGGUGGCCAUUUUCUGGAGCUCUAGUGUUGCCUUUCUUAUUAGAAGAAAUUACUGUUGGAUACAUUUCGAAAUGUCUUCUAAGAACCUUGAUUCGAUUUGCUGAGGGCGCUAUGAGAUGUUUGAUAUUCUUGGCUCUUGAGGUUGUCGCAGAUAGCCUAUAUUAUCGGAAACUUGUCAUCGUCCCCUGGGAUAUCGUAGCAUACAAUGUAUUUGGUGGGAGUGGCAAGGGCCCCAAUAUCUUCGGAACCGAAUCCUGGGCCUUUUACUUUCGAAACUUGCUUCUCAAUUUCAACAUCUGGUUCAUAUUUGCGCUCUCUGCCGCCCCUCUUCUCAUUCUACAGUCCCUAUUCCGGUCGCACAAGACAUCCAAUGAAACAGUUUUGCGAUCGAUCACAAUUAUUUUCCCGCUUUACAUGUGGCUAGGUAUAUUUACUAUCCAACCUCACAAGGAGGAGCGAUUCAUGUAUCCAGCGUAUCCCUUCUUGGCUUUAAAUGCGGCAAUCGCUUUCCAUAUUGUACUCGCCUAUAUUGGUUCUAGCAAUCCGAAGGAAUUGGUUGGUCGCAUACCUCCAGGAAUCAAACUCAUCAUAGCUCUCAUCCCUGUGUUCCUGGCCAUCAAUAUAAGCCUACUAAGGACUAUUGGUAUCGUCACGGGAUACAGCGCUCCUUUACAAGUUUGUCAGCCUUUAGAAGCCGCGAACAUAUCAGACCGUGGAGAUUUUGUAUGUCUUGGAAAGGAGUGGUACCGUUAUCCAUCAUCUUUCUUUUUGCCUGACAACAAACGAGCCAAAUUCAUUAAAAGCGAGUUUGAUGGGUUGCUACCCGGUGAGUUUAUGGAGAAAUCUGAUGGGCAAGGCCCACGCCCAGGAACAUGGAUGAUACCAUCCGGGAUGAACGAUCAAAAUCGAGAAGAUCCAGGGAAAUACACGGAUAUCUCUCGAUGCGAUUUUCUCGUCGACUCAUACUUCCCAGGUGACGAGGAGUCAGCACUACAACCCAAUUACAUCGGUGAUAAGUUCACAUGGGAAGAGCUAUCAUGCAAGCGUUUUCUUGAUACCAAAAGAACAAGUCUUCUGGGACGGAUAAUUUGGAUUCCCAACCUUCCCUUCAUACCAGAAAAAUUCCAACGAAAAUGGGGCCAGUAUUGUCUCCUUGCACGACGGAAAGUCAACAUCAAACAUUAA
Paracoccidioides brasiliensis Pb18 is the source of this 1797-nucleotide messenger RNA. RefSeq names its product dolichyl-P-Man:Man(6)GlcNAc(2)-PP-dolichol alpha-1,2-mannosyltransferase. The record is from RefSeq and is a predicted model, not a curated record. Gene Ontology annotation, biological process: protein N-linked glycosylation. The transcript has 4 exons. Gene Ontology annotation, molecular function: alpha-1,2-mannosyltransferase activity. Bases 1 to 1797 code for a protein of 598 amino acids. Gene Ontology annotation, cellular component: endoplasmic reticulum membrane.